AUGCGCACACAUACAUAUGCACCUAUUCUUAUGGUAAAUAAAAAAAAUUUGAAUAUCAUGAGACGAUUCUCACCAAGAUCGUUGUUAUCAGCUAUUGCUCUUUCGCUUGUCAUAUUUAUUAUUAUUUUUAUAUUUAAUCAUCAGAGCCCAGACGAAUCUGAACUUGUACAAGAAAAGUGUAACUGUCCACCAGUUGUUGAAACCGUCCCUGUCAUAAAUAAAUCCGCUAUUGUCAAACAAGAAGUGUCUAAUAUUACAAAACCUGAAACAACACCUGUUCCAACGACUAAACCCACGACUAGUUCAUCAUCCAGCUCGACUAUCCCACCACUUCCUCCCUGCCAACCAGUCAAUAAGAACUCAUCUGUUCAACGUGCGAUUAUUAUUUAUUAUCCACAUCAUCAAGGUGAAUACUUCUUUCCUGAAGUGAGAUGGUUGUAUCGUUCGUGGGCUGAAAUGUUACUUAGUCAACCACCGACAUGGCGGACGGAUUUUGUAAUAUUUACAUAUAAUUUUUCAGCUGAGUUUCGCUCCCUUGGUUGUGUGAAUCGUAUUCGACAAAAUAAACAAGAACCAUCCGUUUGCCGCUUGUUCCUUUAUAUUCCAAUUCAGUUUCGGACACCGAAUUUGACUAGUAAUAACUUUGAACAUGCAUUUGCUGCGGCGAAAAGUCUCGCUAAAGCUUACAAUGAAAGUGUUGAACAAAUGGUUACUAUCCCGGUAGUCAAUGACUCGAAAACAUUUGAUGUCAAACGUUCACAGUUGUUAUAUAACGUUCUUCGAACGUAUGGUUAUAUCGAUUCAAUCAAUACUAUUUAUGAAGGCUACCACACAUUUAGUAUGUACGACUUCGUACUGCGAACUGAUAUCGAUGUUUUUAUCUAUCGUCAUUUUGGAAAAUAUAUUCCUGAAAAUUGUACGCUACUGACCGGUGGUGGUGGGUAUGGAACAGAUUUUAAUCGGAGAAAACUAGCUCGCAUUUCUCGUGAUAUGGGAUUUGCGUUUAGUGGUAUGUCUGGUAUGGGCUCAACAUGGUAUGGAUCUGCUCAUGAUGGAUAUUUGGUAGCUAAUCAGACACUGUAUGGAAUGCUGUGGUUAGCACAGUAUGAAUUUGCUACACCAGAAAGAGAAUCAAAAUUAGGAACAUUAAUGUGGCCAGAAUGGCAUUAUGGUGUUUUGCUUCUCUACGGUCAACAUUUGGCGAUAAAUCAUUUAGUUGGUACUAAUCAAAUCCGUGUGGUAAUAGGACAUAAUCUUCUCGAUCAGUCCUCGACUGACGCUAGUCAGGCUUACGUUCAAAAUGGUAUUCGUCUGAAUCUGCAUUGCUGGCAUACAAAUGAUCGUUUCUCGAAAUUUGCUUUCAAACUCGGUCACUACAAUAAAACAGAAUUGGAGAAAUAUCGAAAUGACACAACUGCUCAAGCUUAUGCAAUGCGGAUGGCGCUCGAAUCGAAGUACAUGACGCUGGAACAAAUGGCAAAUCUAGUUCGAACUAACUCAUCGACGACAUCCUCAUGA
This is a messenger RNA of Adineta ricciae, 1518 nucleotides long. The record is from the annotation of a GenBank genome assembly. Lineage: Eukaryota; Metazoa; Rotifera; Eurotatoria; Adinetida; Adinetidae.